Molecule: messenger RNA, 592 nt
Organism: Oncorhynchus mykiss (rainbow trout)
Lineage: Eukaryota; Metazoa; Chordata; Actinopteri; Salmoniformes; Salmonidae
Source: RefSeq, a predicted model, not a curated record
GGGGUUUGUGGGAAUGGCGUGGUCAUCUGGAUCGCUGGUCACAAUAUGAAAAAGAUGGUCAACACCACCUGGUACCUCAGCCUGGCCGUCUCCGACAUCAUAUUCUGUGCCAGUCUACCCUUCAACAUCAUUUACCCGGAAACAAAGGAGUGGAUCUUUGAGCUCUUUAUGUGCAAAUUCAGCUCUUUUGUGAUGUUCCUGAACAUGUUCGGCAGCAUAUUACUCCUGGUCGUCAUCAGUGUUGACCACUGUGUGUCAGUGUCGUUUCCAGUGCGGGCUCAGGAACACUCCACCAUUGGCAAGGCCUUUGAAUUGGUGUUCCUGGUCUGGGUUGCCUAUGUCGCACUGAGCAUCCCCUCCUUGGUGUUCCGCGAUGCCAAGACUCAUGUCGGGAAGAGCAUGUGUUUCAACAACUAGACAAACCAACACAGCCACAAGAUGAUCACUGUAGGUCGGUUUAUCAGGAGACUUGUGCUCCCAUUCCUCAUCCUCUGUUACUCCGUCAUCAUUCUGCGACUGAGGACCAACCGGAUGAUCAAGUCCUCCAAGCCCUUAACUUAUGACUGCCCUGAUAGCCACGUUCUUCAUCUGC